GAAUAUCUCUCGAACUGUAAACGACAAAUUGAGAAAAAUAAAAUUCAACGCCCGAUAAUAAGAGGUCCUGUAGAGAAUAUCGAUCAAAUUAGGAGCGCGACACAAAUUAAAUAAAAUAUAUGUUCUGAAAAGUUCAGAAGAAAAUAAUUUGGCCAUCGAAAGCAAACACAAAAACUGAAUUGUGACGCGGCACAAAUGAAAUGAAAUUGAUUUCUUCUGAAAUUUCAGAACAUAUUUCAGGUUUUAAAUAGAACAAAUAUAGGCGCAACAGAAAUCAAUUAAAGAAUAUAUAUCUUCUGAAUCUUCGGGUUCAGCAGAGAAUAUUUCGGGUAAGAAAUAUUUCGGCAACCAAAAAGCAAAAGCGACGCAGCAAAAUUUGAAUAGAAUAUAUUUUGUAGAAGGUUUAGGUUUUAUUUCGGUAAUAGAGAGAAAAGGAAAGUGAAUAGCGGCGCGAACAAAAUUUAUGAAACUAGAUCCUGAACGUGUAGACAACAUUUCGGCAAAUCAAAUUAUUUUACAAAUGUCUAAGAUAACCAUCAACAACAACAACAACAACAACAACCCAGGCCAGGCAAUGCGCCUGGUGCGGACAAAUGUGACUCACAGCAUAUCCGACGACCAGAUGGAUCGGCACUUUGCGCAGCAGAUGGAGCUAGUCAAGGAGCUGAACAAGCUGAAUAGCUGCGCUGCGGAGCGAGACCUGUGCCCCAAGUGGCUGGGCAUCUUCUCGCGCACCACCAAGGAGGAGAAGGCGGCACGUAACUGCCUCAUCACGCUGAUGCACUGCCAGCUGAAGGAAGAUGGCCAGCUGAGCUAUCCCUUCACGGAUGUCGUCAACUGCAACAGGGAUUUGCGCAAUGUGCUCGAUCACUACGAUGCGCGCCGCAGGAAGCUGCAAGCCAGGGCGCCGGCCAAGCCGGAAUUAAGGGCUGAGCAGCCCGAGCGCAAACGGGGCGAGAAUAUGCGCUCGGAUGUGCAUGACGGCAGUCGGAUGGAGCUGCGCGCACCGAACCCAUCCAGCGUGUGUAUGCAGGCCGACGAGCCCGUCGAGGGGAAGAAAACGGCUGAGGAAGACAAGGACGGCAGGCGCAUGGCGGGGCAGAUGUCCAAGGAUCAGGUGAAGAAACUGGAGAAAGUGGAACGCAAGCUCUGGCACCACGAGCUCAUCUCGGGCACAUCGCACCGCUCGGCCAAAAGCAAAGCUUCAAAGCCGGCCACACCCAGGCCCGCUCCUCAUCAUGCCCGAUCGCCCACGCCCACGCCUACGCCCGUGCAUACUGUACACAAAUCUGAAGCUAAGCCCACAUCCAAGUCUGUAGCCAAGCCUACAUCUGCAGUGAGAUCCACAGCAGGGCCGAAGCCCAUAGCUACGCCUCCACCUGCUCCUGCACCUUCACCCACGCCCGUGCCCACGCCCACGCCCACACCUGCACCUACUGCCAAACCCUCACCUGCUGCACCUACAGCUAAACCCUCACCUGCGCCUACAGCAUCAACUAAGGCCGCAUCCACACAAAAUCCCUCGCCUACCUCCACACCGACAAAAGGACCAAGGUCGACCAGCACCCAGAGGGGUAAGCAGAAGCCGUUGGUGGAGCUGUACAAGAAAACGAACUUCCGGGAGCCGGAAAGUGAUCUCGAUGAGGACGCGGAGGAUCAACAGCUGAAAGGCGAUAACAAAAGGGGCGUGCGCAGAGAGCUGCACAGCCCAGUGCAGGCGGCAGCAUCGGAGCGGGAACGCAAGAUGUUGGAGAUAGAGCGACGCAAGGAACAGCAGAGGGUGGAGCGCUUGCAGCGAGAGCGGGAACGCGAGCGCCAGAGGGCGCGGGAGGCGGAGGAGAAGCAGCGCGAGGAGCAGCGCCUGGUGCUGGAGCGCCUGCGCAAGCAGAAGGAGCGCGAGGAGCAGCUGAUCAAGGUGCACGAGCAGCGGGAGCACGAGCGCAUUCUGCGCGAGACCCGCAAGAGCGAGCAGCGCCUGUUCACGCACCGGCAGCGCGAAAGACUCGCCGUCGAGGUGGAUCGCCGCGAGAAGGAGAUGCGGGCACAGCGAUUGCGGCUGGAGCAGAGCUGCCAGCCAAUUGUGACGGAGGCGGAGGCGGAGGCAGAAGCAGCAAAGCGUAAGGAGCGAGGCUCCUUCAAAGUGAAGUGCAAAUCAGAAGAGGAUCGUCGCGAGCGACAGCGGUGGGAGGAGCUCGAGACGAAACAAAAGGAGCUGCAGAGAAGGGAGGGAACGGUGGGUGGAACGCAGUUAACAGACGGAGGAGGAGGAGGCAGAGCGGAGCGAAAGAAGCGCAAAAAGCAGCUAAGGGCCAAGCAACGGGAACAGGAGCCGGGUGGGAGGCCGCAGGAGCAGGUGCAAAAGCAACCACGGUUAGCCGAACUGCGGGCCAACAAAAUGGUGGAUAGCGAGCAGAAGGCGGAACAAGACCCGCAGCUGGAGUUGGAGAGAAAGAAGCGUCAGCUAGAGCAGGAGCGUAUUCGGCGCAAGAGCGAGGAGCUGGAAAGAAAGUUGAUCGAAGCACGCGACCAGCAGCUGGCGAAACGCGGCAAGGGGCAGACGAAAAAGCGCUCCAUCUGGAGUCAACAGCUCGGCCGGCAGGUGGACGAGGGGCCGCUGCCAGUAGAGAUGCAGAUGCUGGACGCGCGUAAAUCUAAUCCAGACGAGGAUGAGGGCGGCGACAGCAGCUGGUCGAUGCGCAUGCGCCUCGAGCGAAUCCACAACCAGAAGCAGCAAACGGCCAAGGAGAGCCCCAUCCAUGGCACUAGCCGUAGCCCUAGCCCUAGUCCAAGCCCAUGCCCAGCGCCGCCGACCCCAUCGCCGGUUGUGUCCAGCCCAGCCCCGUCGCAGUCCCGGGAGGAGCUGGAGAAUGCCAAGCGCAUGGAGCUACAGCUGUACACCAGGGAGUGCUUCCUGCAGCACAUCGAUGAGCAGCGCCUGCGCCUGGAGCUGGCCGAGCAGAAGGUGCAGACCAUAGAUGUCGAGAAGCAGCAACUGGAGCUGGAAAUCCAGGAGCGCUGCGACAUGCUCGAAUGGCUGACCCACGCGCAGAGUCGCAGCGAGGUGGAUGCGCUCGGCCAGCUGGAGCUCAGCAAGGGCGAGAGCGGAAUGCUCGCCAGCGGCACCAGCUCGGUGCCGGAGUUCAUCAGGUUCGCCUGGCGCUUGCAUCGAAUGGAAGAGGCCAAAAGGAUGGCGGCGCACACGGCCAUGCGCAGCUCCAAGGAGAGCCAGCUGAGGCGCAAGGCGGCCAAGGCGCCCAGCGGAACCGCCAAAUGGAGUCGCAUGUGGUCGCCACUAAUGAAGCGUUUUAUUCAAUUCGAGAAGAACCGCAAGCCGCUGUCGCUGUCGCUAUCGCUGUCGCAGCCGCAGACCCAGUUCCGGCAGACCUGCAGGCGUUGCAGCUCUAGCGAAUCGCAGGACUCCUCGAAUAGGGCAAUACGCCGCCGGCUGAAGGAGUAUAUGCAGCAGCAGCUGCAGGCGGCGUCGCAGCCGCACGAGAACUCCAGCAACGAGUACUUCAUAGUGAAGCCGCAGCUCACCAAGCGGGAGCGCUACGUGCGCUUCAUGGAGCCGGCUGGCGAGGACGGCGAACUGGACAGCAGCAGCAGCAACAACAUUAGCUGCACGGCGGUGUUCGGGGAUGAGAGCUUGGGUGAACACCAGCUGGCGGAGCACCAGCUGCAGCCACGCCCACGGGCCAUUACCAUGCGCCACCAUUGGCCGCGACGCGUGCGCAACAAACGCCAGACGCUGCUGCCGGAGGACAGCGCGGCGGAGGAGGAGAGCACGGCGCACAGCUGCUCGCUGUAUACCCAGACGGAGGCGAUGUCGACGCCGCGUCGGCUCGACCCGAUCCGACAGGCUCGGCUCAGCAGGAGCAAGCGGCGGCUCGAGCGGCGUCAGCGGCGACAGCGCAUGCACAAUCGGAACCGGAAUCGGAAUCGUCUGCUCGCCAGCGAGCAGCUGCAGCUGUCGGAGCAGGAGCUAAACGAGGAGCGCAACAUAUUCCAGCAGCUGCUGAUGGGCAGCGAAAGCUGCGCCUGUGGAGCGCGUCCCCAGCUGCUGGUGGAGAAUGCGCUCAUGGAGCGCAAGCUACUCGUGGCCAAGCAGCGGGAGCGCCAGCUGAAGCAACUGCAACACCAAAUGCUGAGCGCUGCCCACGAGGUGCUCCAGCUGCUGGCCGACUCCAAUUGGCUGGAUGCCGAGGCAUUGCGGGUGAACAAUGUGCAACCCGGGGACACGGACGGAUCGGCCACCGACUCGAGCCUGUGCCCGGCUGGCGGCCCGUGCAGCCGCAGCUGCCUGCGCUGGCGCCAGGAGCUGCAGCUGGCGGUCGAGCCGCUGGCCAGGCUGCCGUGCCGCGUUUUUAGCAGGCUCUUCGAGCCGCUGCUGUUGCGCGACGAGGACGAGGAUCAGCUGGAGCUGCGCCUGCGCAUCGAGCUGCUGGACAAACAGCUGGAGCAGCAGCUGGGCAACAGAUUUAGCCGCAUGCUGGCCAAGUGCCACAGCUGCUGUUGCCAGCGGCGCUUGCUGCCCGCCUGGAAGUCCAAUCUGGAGCACGACCUGGCCCACCGCAAGCUGUUGGCCAACCACAGCUUCCAGCUGCUGCGCCAGCUAUUCGACGAGCACUGCAGCAAGUCGCGUGCCAUCUGGCUGGGUGCCCUGCAGACCAUCGAGACGCUCUACUUUGAGCAGCUGGAGGAGAAUAUCACAAAUGCCAGGCUGGAGGUCGACGAGGCGCCGUUCAGGACAGCCAAAUUCCAGCUCUAAUGCAUCUUAUGUGCCUAUACUCGUAGAGAGGAGGCGGCAUCUUUCGAUCAUGCCCAGGAACAACAGUUAACGGUUCGGUUUAUUAUGAAAGAUUUCAACUUUUGUUGUGUUGCGUUUCGUUCAUAUUACUUGUCAACCAAUGACUCAUUCGCAUUCGAGGAGUAGUCGGUCCCACGAUUAAGAUUCUUAUAUUAUAUUAAAGCC
Drosophila montana is the source of this 4972-nucleotide messenger RNA. Its product is annotated as trichohyalin-like. NCBI's taxonomy places the organism in Eukaryota, Metazoa, Arthropoda, Insecta, Diptera, Drosophilidae. The transcript has a single exon. The record is from RefSeq and is a predicted model, not a curated record. Bases 464 to 4768 code for a protein of 1434 amino acids.